Messenger RNA from Carlito syrichta (Philippine tarsier), 542 nucleotides. RefSeq names its product MISP family member 3 (gene MISP3). Lineage: Eukaryota; Metazoa; Chordata; Mammalia; Primates; Tarsiidae. The coding region runs from base 270 to 542 and encodes 90 amino acids. The record is from RefSeq and is a predicted model, not a curated record. The transcript is spliced from 3 exons.
UCGAGACCCACGAGCAGGAGGGCGACGUCCUCGAGCCAGCAGCCGAGCGGGACGCGGAGCGCCCCGGGCUGUCCACAGCUGCAGGCUUUGAGGGUCCCGGGCCGGGCGGCGACGGCCCUGGGCUGUCCGGAGCGCACAGCGCGGAGGCCCAGGGGCAGUGUCCGCCUCUGGGCCCCGAGACCUCCGCCUCCGGGUCCGGCUCGGGGGCCCCCCAGCAGCGUUUUCCACCGCGCCCCGAGGCUCCCCAGCGGCAGGCGGAGGAGCUGCUCAUGGAGACGCCCAUCGAACGCGAAAUCCGCCGCAGCUGCGAGCGCGAGGAGAGCCUGCGCCGGAGCCGCGGCCUGAGCCCGGGCCGCGCAGGCCGCGAACUCAUCGAGCUGCGCGUGCGGCCGGUGCUCAGCCUGCCCAUCCCGGGAGGGGCAACCCGGCUGAGCGCCGCCUCCCCCGCAGCCCGCAGAGGCGACGGAAAGCUGGCAGUGAUCUGGCCUCCUCGCAGAAAGGCCUCGGAUAACUGCUCGGAACAGGAGGAGCGCAGACCUUGA